Messenger RNA from Anarrhichthys ocellatus (wolf-eel), 2731 nucleotides. It is a transcript of the gene stn1, whose product is annotated as STN1 subunit of CST complex. Gene Ontology annotation, molecular function: single-stranded telomeric DNA binding. The transcript is spliced from 9 exons. Gene Ontology annotation, biological process: telomere capping. NCBI's taxonomy places the organism in Eukaryota, Metazoa, Chordata, Actinopteri, Perciformes, Anarhichadidae. Gene Ontology annotation, cellular component: CST complex. The record is from RefSeq and is a predicted model, not a curated record. Bases 703 to 1800 code for a protein of 365 amino acids.
AGGCUAAACACGGCUACAGUUGGUCCGUACGUUAAUAUGAGCUAAAACGGUAAAAAAGGAAAAGAAAACAGUCAUCGUUCCCUUGGUGUAAAACGGGUUUAGUAAUCUAGCGGAUUUAGUGUCUGUGCGCGUUCCCGAGUGCGCGCCGCUGCAGUUCUUUCUCUCCGUUCCCCUCGUGUUUGACACUUGGCGGGCUAAUGUCAGUCUUCUGCUGCCCUCCUCUGUAUGGGAGACCAAACGCAACUGGUGGGGGCGUUUCAACCUUCCACGACUAUACUGUAGCGUAUUUUCAUCAAGAACAAUAACCCAUGUACUACUUGUUCAUUGUAGUGUUACUGCGUCAAUCUGCCACCAUCUCCCCAAUAAACACUUCAUUCGGGUUCCUUUGUGUCACUGCAACUACAUGUCCCAUACACCAUUGCGAAAACGACCCCGCCGUACGGACAGUAAAAUGCCAAUAAGACUCUUUCAAACAUAUAAGUUAAAUAUUUUAAGGCUAGUAUGUAGCUGAAACAUUUCUAUCAUGUUGCACGUAUGUGUUAACGCUUACAGAGCCACUGUAAAUAAUAAACACGCAUUUAACAGAACUCAACAACACGUCACGUGACCAAUGUUUUGGGUUCCUCUCAAGACGCUCCGCGGGAGCUAGCUUCUUCGCCGCCAAAGGAGAGGUCAAAUAUCUGCCUCUGUUUUCACCAUGAAAUGCAGCCAGCCACUAUGGAUCCAGCGGAAGAGCCCCCCUCGAUGUUGUGGGGACUGGACCCGAUCUUUUGUGCCUUCGCCAGGCUGUAUGUCAGGGACAUCCUGCAGAUGACAGAGUCCAUACAGGUGCCAGGUAUCUACUUCUACAACUUGCAUCCAAUCUAUAAAGUUGAUGUACUCGGGACGGUGGUUUACAAGAGAGAAAGAGAAGACUUCUUCUGCUAUGGAGUGGAUGAUGGUACUGGUGUAAUAAACUGCCUCUGCUGGAAGAAUAACCUGUUGAAAGAGGAGGUGGAUCUUACCAAAUCAGGAGGAAAACACAGUGAUGGGGCUCAAGGAGGCUUCAACCCAGUUGCUGAACUGGCUCUGCUGAGGCAGGCCCAGCAGAGCCGCUGCCGUCUGGAGAUCGGAGAGCUGCUCCGAGUCAGAGGACCAGUGAAGACGUCGAGGCAACAGAGAGAAAUCAUGGCCUCCACCUUCUAUAAAGUGAACGACCCAGUGAUGGCGGUCCAGAUAGCGUGGAUGAUGGAGGUUCCUCAGCUCUACAGACAGUGCUAUGACAAACCACUACAGCUGCAACCUAAUGCAACGGGUGACUCAGCCAUCAGUUCCCUCAGCAAGGCAACGAAUAUCAUCAAGGAGUUCUUAAAGCAGAAGUCGGUGACCAGGUUCAGACCCUAUGAUGUUCAGGACCUCCUCCAGCCUCUCAUCUCCAGCCAGCCUCAAACAGCAUCAGCAGACCAGGAGCCUGUGGCGGGUCCAUCCGCAUGCCAGCAGCUACGCCAGCUCCUGAAGGAGACCCUGCAAAUUCUACAGGACGAGGGUGUUGUGUACCGCAAGGUCAAAUCCCAGGAUGAAGUCUAUCAGGUGACUGCACAUGACACAGAUCUACUCAUAGCCGUCAAAGACGUCAUCAGGGAGGACUCGCAGAGAGAGAAGUAUGCAGAGAAGGGUUGCCACAUCCUGCACAUCCUGUCUGCAGUCAGGCAGCGCCACAGCCUCAACGUGAGCAAAGCCACGCUGGAGCUGGUCCUCAAAUCCCUGGAGUGCAACAGCGACAUCAUCAGCACCAGCGACGACCAUUACACUGCGUUUUAGCUGGAGCACAGUAUUACUGUAGUAUUACUGGGUAGAUUAGUAUUGGUAAUACUGUAGUAUUACUGUAGAUACUAUAUGCACUAUGGCUUAUUGCUCCAAAAUGUGAGUGUCCAAUAGGUUGGAAGUAAAUCAUGUCUUUUUUUAUUCCUCUGUUCAUCUAUUGUGAAUUUGAAAUUAUAACUGCAUAAUGACAGACAUCAGGGAAGCUUUCAGGACCACUGUGCACUUCACUGUUAUGAUAGAAGACAUGUUUAAAUUAAUAGGAAAUGCAUAACAGACCCGGGCUCAUGCAUGGCUUCAUUAACCUGCUGAAGAGGCCUCUGGGGGGAAAUGAAGGCCUCUACACACAGGUGGUGUUUCUUUUAUGCUAUUCAUUUGCAAGUCAAUAUGUUUUUUUGAACUGUUGUUUUUAACACAAAUACUUUUAUGCAGUGAGAAUAUUAAAAACAUUCAUACAAGAAAUGUUGAUGACUUAAUGCAAACACGCCAAUGACAUAUCUUACCAUACCAACACAGGACGUAUUAAAAGUCUCUCCACAUCCAACAGCCGACUCAUGGCCCAGCAACGAAACCGAUUCGUCAUCUGUUGAGUAACUCAUCCUUGUAAACGUUGUACAUGCAAUCCAAAAGUUAGUUUGGAAUAAUGGCUGAAGUGCCCUUAAAAUCAUAAUGGUCUCUUAGUCUGGAGUCUCAAAUAUGCAUCUAAAAAGGCCAGGAGUUUACCCAGCCGGAAGACUCGCCAAGUCCACGCAAGACAAUGAUGCACUUUCUACAGGUUAUAAUUCUGCCGGUGGUAUUGUUCAAUGCCACGUCUGUACGCACCGUCAAGAUGAGAGGAUAUGUUCGUUGUUCCCAGUUAUAACUUGAUGGCAUUAUCUACAUGUGAUGCACAACUCUGGUGUUUUACCAGCUGUUCUGACAGAUGUUUCAA